AUGGCCGCCGAUCUCGCCUCGAUGGACCUCUCCUCGCUCAAGGCGCAGCUCGCGACCGUCGCCGCCGCGGUCGACGCCAAGGAGAAGGCGCUCGCCUCCGACGCGUCCGCCGCCGCGAUCGCGAUCCGAUGCCCGUACGGCAAGCUGUACGAGCGCGUCGCCGUGAGCGCGAUCCACGCGAGCGACGGGCAGGGCGCGUCGCUCAUCGGCGCGACCGUCGUCGUCGGCGGGUGGGUCAAGACGGGUCGCGUCGCGGACAAGGGCGCGCUCGCGUUCCUCGAGCUCAACGACGGCAGCGGGCCGACGAACCUGCAGUGCGUCGUUAAAGCGGACGUGCACGCGAUCGACGAGCUGAAGUCCACGGGCACGUGCGUCGUCGUCGAGGGCGAACUCCGCGCGCCGCCCGAGGGCGCGACCGGGCAGAUCGUCGAGCUGCACGCGACCAAGGUGCUCCACGUCGGGGCGUGCGACGCGGCCAAGUACCCGAUCGCGAAGAAGAAGAUCUCGCUCGAGUACCUCCGCGAUAAGAUCCACCUGCGGACGCGCACGAACACGAUCGCCGCCGUCGCGCGCAUCCGAAACGCGUUGUCCUUCGCGACGCACAGCUUCUUCAAUAAGAAUGGGUUUCUGUACGUGCACACGCCGCUGAUCACGCAGAGCGACUGCGAGGGCGCCGGGGAGAUGUUCCAGGUGACGACGCUGCUCGGCGCGGUAGACGAGGCGACGACGGAGCCGCCGCCGCCGUCGGCGGAAAACGUGGAGAAGCUCCGAGACGACGUCGCCGCCGCGGGCGCGACGGUGGCGAAGCUGAAAGCGGCCGCGAAAGAGGAGGGCGGGGACAAGGCCGCGGUCAAGCCCGCGGUGGACGAGAUGCUCAGGCUGAGAUCCCAGCUCGAGGAGAUGGAGAAGGCGUCGCGCAAGGUUGGCGGGUUAUUCCGAACCGCCGACGGCAAGGUGGACUACGCGAAGGACUUUUUCGGAGAGCCGACGUUUCUCACCGUGUCCGGGCAGCUCAACGUGGAGACGUACGCGUGCGCGAUGAGCAGCGUGUACACGUUCGGGCCGACGUUUCGGGCGGAGAACAGCAACACGACGCGGCACCUCGCGGAGUUUUGGAUGAUCGAGCCGGAGAUCGCGUUCGCGGAUCUCGCCGACGACAUGCGGUGCGCGGAGGACUACGUCCAGUAUUGCCUGCGACACGUCCUCGAGCACUGCCGCGGCGACCUGGAGUUCAUAAGCAAGAUGUACGACAAGGAAGCCCUGGAGCGCGUGAAGCACGUGUCGGAGACGCCGUUCGGGAGAGUGUCGUACACCGAAGCGAUCGACCUCCUUGAAAAGGCGGUCGCGGACGGGAAGACCUUCGUCUACCCCGUCGAGUGGGGCAUCGACCUCGCGACGGAGCACGAGCGGUUCCUCGCGGAGGAGAUCUUCAAGAGACCGGUGAUCGUGUACAACUACCCGAAGGACAUCAAGGCGUUCUACAUGCGUCUGAACGAGGACAACAAGACCGUCGCGGCCAUGGACGUCUUGGUCCCGAAGGUGGGCGAGCUCAUCGGCGGGUCGCAGCGCGAGGAGCGCAUCGACAACUUGGAGGCGCGGAUGCGAGAGAUCGGGCUCGAUCCGGAGGAGUACGAGUGGUACCUGGACCUGCGCAGGUACGGCACCGUCGUGCACAGCGGGUUCGGGUUGGGGUUCGAACGGUUGGUGUUGUUUUGCACGGGGAUGGAAAACAUUCGCGACGUGAUUCCGUUUCCGCGGUGGCCGGGGAACUGCAAGUGAGGAGGGAGGGAAGGUUCGCGCGUCGGUCGCGGGGAAGGUUCGGUUCGCGCGCGCGGAGACCGCUCGAACGACGCGACGAAAGAUUUAUUUUUCAGCUCAUACGAACG
Micromonas pusilla CCMP1545 is the source of this 1886-nucleotide messenger RNA. RefSeq lists its product as uncharacterized. Gene Ontology annotation, biological process: asparaginyl-tRNA aminoacylation. The coding region runs from base 1 to 1779 and encodes 592 amino acids. Gene Ontology annotation, molecular function: ATP binding; nucleic acid binding; asparagine-tRNA ligase activity. The record is from RefSeq and is a predicted model, not a curated record. Gene Ontology annotation, cellular component: mitochondrion. The transcript has a single exon. NCBI's taxonomy places the organism in Eukaryota, Viridiplantae, Chlorophyta, Mamiellophyceae, Mamiellales, Mamiellaceae.